AUGUACGCAGACGCAUGUGUGAUCCUCAAUGCCAAACAUGGUGUCAUGGCAGUGCCGACGUUCCCAGAGGGCCAAGCAGUCACAGGCCAGAAUCAGAGUGCAUUGGAGAUCAGUGCCACCAGCCUGGUCACCCUGAAUGAGAUGCUGGCACAGGUGACAUACAGCAGUGCCGUGUACCUCUUAAAGAUGCAAGAUUUGGUGCACUUUAUUUUUGAGGACCAUGAGGUCAUGUUUCCGAUCACAAUCCAGAAGCCUUCUAUUCCUGUUCUUUAUGACCCGGGCGCAGAUAUUAAUUCAAUGGUGACCAUAGUCACCAAGACAUUUUUACGAUAUAAACAGCUGGCAGUCUUGAUCAAAAGCAUCAGGGAGAAAUACCCGGACAUACAAAUCCUUAUCGCAGAUGACAGCCUCAAGAUAGAGAAAGUGGAGGGUCACAAUGUUUACCAGUACACCAUGCCUCAUGCUCAGGGCUGGUUUGCAGGUCGGAAUUUGCUUGUCUCCCAGGUAACCAGCAAGUACUUCCUGUGGGUGGAUGAUGAUUUCCUGUUUGUGAAGGACACCAGCAUUGAGAAGUUUGUGGAGAUUAUGGAAGCUGUGCCAAACCUGGAUGUGCUGGGGGGUGCUGUGGGAGGAGACCAGUUCUACUUCACUCUGGAGCAUGAGGUGGGAGCGGAGGGGGAGGGCGGGUGUCUAUCGCGCCGAAAAAAACAACGACACGCCCCUCUGGACGGCUAUGAGGACUGUGUGCUGGUGGAUGGCGUGGUCAACUACUUCCUGGCAAGGACAGACGCCGUGCGCAGGGUGGGAUUUGACCCCUUGCUACAGCGCACAGCCCAUUCCGAGUUCUUCAUGGAUGGUCUUGGACGGCUGCUGGUGGCGUCUUGUGCAGGACUCGUGAUUGGCCAUCAGAAGCACAGAUCAAGUCGCCAAUAUGUCAGGUUCCGCCAAAACAACCAAGUCAAAGAUAAACUGCAACUACAUUACUUUAAGAACUACCUCAAGUGUGUUGCAUUUUGAACAAGGCUUAGUUGCACUGUUUCACUCACCCCUUUUUUGUUUAUCUUUUGUUUGUUUUUUGUUUAUUCAAUCUUUAUAUUAGUUACGUACUAGUGAAAUAGAAAAAGUGCAACACUCCCUGCUGUAUUUUAAGGAGUUUUUUUUGCAAUCAGGUCUUUUAAUUGUAUAAAAUACCACAGUUUAAUUUGGAGUAGUCCCGAACAUAUUGGGUUUGGUGAUGUUGGGUCAAGGUGAUAUCCAUGUAACGCCAUUCAUACAGGCAAGUAAAUGCAAGUAAAUUAUUAUGUUUGUACUGUAUGUGUAUUUUUUUAAUUGAGCUGUAAGACAAAUUGCCUUUUUAAGGACAUUAAAGCUUUCAAGUGUAGUCCAGUCAUGCAGGCACUAAAUGUAUUUUUUUGGUCAUAUUUACACAGUUGCACUAAUGACUUGUGAAUAUGUUGAAGAAAAUGUGAAGAAAAUGUUUGUGAGUUUCCAGAAGAGCAUGCUCAUGACGUCAUCAAUUCACAACAGCACUGCCAAUCAUU
Engraulis encrasicolus (European anchovy) is the source of this 1541-nucleotide messenger RNA. Its product is annotated as beta-1,4 N-acetylgalactosaminyltransferase 2-like. Gene Ontology annotation, biological process: UDP-N-acetylglucosamine metabolic process; UDP-N-acetylgalactosamine metabolic process. The transcript is spliced from 7 exons. The record is from RefSeq and is a predicted model, not a curated record. Gene Ontology annotation, molecular function: acetylgalactosaminyltransferase activity. Bases 1 to 1017 code for a protein of 338 amino acids. Lineage: Eukaryota; Metazoa; Chordata; Actinopteri; Clupeiformes; Engraulidae.